Messenger RNA from Cylas formicarius (sweet potato weevil), 3783 nucleotides. RefSeq names its product ATP-dependent RNA helicase DHX30-like. Gene Ontology annotation, molecular function: ATP binding; G-quadruplex RNA binding; DNA helicase activity. The record is from RefSeq and is a predicted model, not a curated record. NCBI's taxonomy places the organism in Eukaryota, Metazoa, Arthropoda, Insecta, Coleoptera, Brentidae. The transcript is spliced from 11 exons. Bases 97 to 3567 code for a protein of 1156 amino acids. Gene Ontology annotation, cellular component: intracellular anatomical structure; cytoplasm; nucleus.
CCAAGUACAAUAACCGAUUUAAAUUCUAUGUGACUAACCAAACUAUUUAAAUUUUUGUGUGUGCUUUUUCCGCUUAAUUUUUUUUUGCUAUUUAAAAUGUUCAGAAAGCACAUACGCGGUUUGUUAUUGACGGGUGGAUGCUUGAUACUACAAGGUUGUGUUAGAACAAUUAGAAUAAUGGCACAAAAUAAAAUCUUAAUGUUUACGGACGUUUGCGGAAAGAAUAUCAAGAUAUCCGAAAUGUAUAAGAGCUAUGGCAACACACAGAACAUUUCUGCAAAAAUGGAAAAUAUUUUGAAAACGAGAGUCCAUCCUAUCAACACUAUUAAUAUGGAAUUUCAUUACUCGCGUUUAUGGACUUGCCUGCUGAAGCUGUCUCUGAAAGAAGAACUUACAUUUAAAGGUUUAGGAGUUACUAAACGAACCGCAGAGCACAAUAGCAGAUUGGCCGCACUGUUGUGGCUCGAAAAAUCUCAGAAUUUAAUAAGUCAUGAGGAAACGAUUACAAAUUUAAAAGUGCCUCAGAAAAAAAUUGGUAGAGUUGUAAGUAGCAGACUCAGGCAGAAGAAACCUAAAAGUUUGUUCAAGCUUUCUGUAAAUGACAGACUUAAAGGCUACAAGCAGGAUAUCAAGGGUGAUCUGGAUAAGGCUAGCAAAACUUUGUUAAAUAGUAAUUUAAGAAUUAAACUUAUGCAAAAUAGGCACAUGACCACAAAUGCAAUUAAUGAAGAAAAAAUUCAACCUGUAAAUGAAACAAGAAAAAAUGAUCUUGUUUAUGUAAAUACUCCCACCAUUCAAGAACUUCACCAAAAAUUCCCCAAUCCCAAGCAGACUUUAAAUAACUUCUAUCAGAUAGUUACAGAACAAAGGAAGGAUAAGUCCCUGAAACCCUCUCCCAUCUACAAAGCUGUCAAGGAGAAAGGGGUGUGGCUUUGCACUUACCCAGUAAAGUGGCCUACAGAAUGCAGAGUAUGUGCUACUGGCAAAACGAAACAAACUGCAUCUACACAUGCUGCCUUACGGACCUUGCAAUUCCUGAAAGAUGAAAAAAGGAUUACAGAAGAUGGGAUGCCCAUAGUAUACUCCAAGGAAGAUGUGAAGAGAAUUAUUAGGGAGACUCACGAAGUGCUAGAUUUGUCCAACGUGUUGCCCAACAUGCAGAAUAUUAUAGAUAUCUAUACAGAGAGAAUUUUGCCACGCAUUAAAGAUACAGAGGUGGUUGAGCCUGAAAUUAGGAAAAUUAGCUCCACUGAAGACAAUCUUGAUAUUGCGGGUAGCCACAAACAGCGUUUUAUGGGGUUGAAGGAGUAUUUAUCCAGAGAGAAGGUGGAUUUGCCUAUUGCAAGAUACAAGGAAAGCUUCAUGGACCUGAUGCGCGAUAACAGCGUGAUUAUAAUAAAAGGGGAACCAGGGUGUGGCAAGAGCACUAGAAUUCCCCAAUAUGUUCUGGAACAUUGGGCCAGGGAGGUGUACCCCGACAAUACACAUUGUCGUAUAGCUGUGGCCCAACCACGCAAAAUUGCCGCCAUUUCUUUGGCCGAGCGGGUCGCGGCGGAAAGGGAUGAUGCGGUCGGUCGUAUAGUGGGUUACCAAGUGCGCUUCCAAAACGACUUUAACUCCCACACGGGCAGGAUUUUAUACUGCACGUCCGGAAUUUUGAUCCGACACCUACAGUCGGACCCUUACUUGCGUAAAUUCACACACGUCAUCCUGGACGAGGCUCACGAGCGUGACGUCAACAUCGAUCUGCUGAUGAGCCUUUUGAAGAUCGCGCUCAAAGCAAACGCGAAAUUUAAACUCAUCAUCAUGAGCGCCACCAUCGACACCGACGAGUUCCAGCGGUACUACGAAGGCGCGGCCGUUUUGAAUGUGCCCGGCUUCACUUACCCGGUGACGCAGCAGUUUUUGGACAAUUGUCCGUUGGACGUCUCUAUGACGUUGAAAAUGUGCGAGUCCGAGUAUCCGAACGUUUGUCACGAAGACAUCGCAAAGGUGGUACAUCACAUUCACCAAACGAAAAAGGAAGGCGCCAUCUUGGUAUUUUUGCCGGGCUGGGAAGAUAUAACGAAGGUCCAGGCGCUGCUGCCCCGACGAAACGACAUGGCCGUCUACUGCUUGCACUCGAAGCUAAAGAACACGGAGCAAAUGAGGAUAUUCCGGAAACCACCGCCCGGGAUACGUAAAGUAAUCCUGUCGACCAACAUCGCCGAGACUUCGAUCACCAUCGACGAUGUGGUCUACGUGGUGGACAGCGGAAUAUUUAAGAACAAAGUUUUCGACUCAGAACGAGGGAUAAACGUAAUGGACCAAUAUUGGAUCGCGAAGGCGAACGUGACCCAACGGUCCGGGAGGGCGGGUAGGUGCCGUCCCGGCGAGUCAUACCACAUGUAUCCGCGGUCGAAGUUCGACACGUUCCGGGACUACAAGUUACCGGACAUUUUGGGCACGUCGCUGACGAAAAUCGUCCUGGAUUCGAAAACGUUCCCGGGUAAUAGGGACGCGGUGGAGUUUAUGAAUGAGCUGCCGACCCCGCCCGAAACGUCUGCGGUAGUGCAGGCCGUCCGCGAGCUUAAAGACAUGGAGCUGCUCGACGCCGACGAAAAUCUGACACCGUUGGGACGCACUCUCGUUCACUUCCAGCUGGAACCCAAGCUGGCAAAGACGAUGGUAAAUUCGGUGGUAUACAAAUGCGUCACGCCGAUUGUCGACGUAGUGACGCUUUUCUCGUCGGACGUCGACAUCUUCGCAUCGACGCUGACCGACAAGGGUACCGUCCAAGCCGUUAAAAAACAGUUCAGCAAAACCAGUGACCAUUUGGCGAUGAUGAGGCUCCUCGAAAAGUGGCUUGAGCUGGUCGAAGAAACGGACGACGUCACGGUGGAGAGGUUCUGCUCACGUUUUAAUUUGGCAUCCCAGAGGCUCGAAUACAUUGCAAAAUUAAGGGCCGUUCAUUUUGAUUACCUGUACAACGGCCUGUACGAGGCGAUGCCGAUAGCAGACGACCUUUCGGACAACGACGCCCUCGUGCUGUCCGUCUUGUAUUCGGGUGUCGGCACGGUUCUGCAGCAUCGCAACUGGGACGUCAGCAAAAGCAGACUUAAAACCAAUACCAACCGUUUGAUUACAAAAAAUAAUCACAAGGCUACCAUUGGCUCGGAGAGCGUGAACUUCAAGAGACACGCGUUUCCAUCCAAGUAUUUAGUGUAUAUCAACGAGACCCGAUCGAACUUCCGAAAAACCACCUUAGUGCGGGAAUGUAGCCUCAUACCGACGGUCAGCGUCCUGCUGUUCAGCAACAAAGACGUGUAUAUAAAAACGUUAGGUGACGAGGAACGAGCCUCUGAAGAAAUGGCGGUGAUCGGCGUAAACGACAGCCACGUGACGUGCACGUGCGACAAGAGCCAAGCGGAGAUGCUCGCGCGGUGCAAACAGGCUAUGAAACACACUUACGACUUCCUGAUUGGUCAGUUGACCCGAGUGGACGGUGACACCGGUGCGGUUGGCGAGGCGUGGCAGGCAAUUUUGAAGGAGGUCGACACGAUACUUCACGCGUUUAAAGUAGACUAGAAAGGCGGUUCGAGCGUUGAGUUUUGUGAUAUAGUCAAAGUUAUGUUCAAGUUAAGUGUCAUCCCGUUGGUUAGCGUUGUCCAAAGUUGUGUUUAAGUUAAGCGUAAUACUGUUCCGUUAAAAAGAUCGAGAAGCGACGAAUGUUUUAUCCUUCCGAUUUGUCUAAUGUUUUUGUAUUUUGUUUAAAUGAAAUAAAUAUUUGUUGACAUAUUCUUG